UCACAGGCUUCAGGCUGCCCUUAUAAAGUUGUUCCACUUUUGCAUACUUCCUCAUACUGCUGGAUUCUCAGUGAAGAUGAAGCUCCUCAUUUACACCGUCUUGCUGAAGACAACUCUCCUUGCUUUCACAAAUGCCUCUGCAGUAGUUUUAGAAGAUGAAGAGAAUGCUAAAGAAGCAAAAGUUACGGAGACUUGUCCUAUAAAGCUCAAAACUAAUCGGAAAUGUGAUGAAGGAGAGGAUUGUCCUUAUCAGAUAAAUCUGCCUCCGAUGACCAUCCAGUUACCCAGAGAAUUCAGACUGCUUGAGAAGACUCUCAAAGAAGUACAGAGCCUUAAAGAAGCAGUAAACAAGCUGAAGAAAUGCUGCCAAGAUUGCAAGCUGCAGGCAGAUGACAACCAAGAAAGAGACAGUAGUAAUGAAUUGCUGCUACCUAAUGCAGAAACUUCAGCAGCAAACAGUGAAAUCCAAGAUAACAGAGUAAAGGAACUGCAAAGCAAAGUUAACAGAAUGGCAACCAGCUUAAAAAAUGCAAAGAGUCAGAUUCAGACACUGCAGGGUCGUUUAGAGAGGUUGAGCCUCAUAAAUAUGAACAAUGUAGAACAUUAUGUUGACAGCAAGGUUGCAAAUUUAACGUUUGCUGUGAACAACCUGGAUAACAAAUGUUCUUCUAAGUGUCCAGCAAUGCAACCAAGACCUGUUAUACAAAUAAUGCAGAGAGACUGUGCUGACCAUUACGCAGCAGGCAGAAGGAGUAACGGAAUCUACAGGAUUAGUCCUGACCCCAGAAACGAGAGCUUUGAAGUUUACUGUGACAUGCAAACAAAUGGAGGUGGCUGGACAGUGCUGCAGCGGCGUCAGGAUGGCAGCACUAACUUCAACAGAACCUGGAAUGACUACAAAAAUGGCUUUGGAAACCUCAGCAGGGAGUUUUGGCUGGGGAAUGACAAAAUUCACCUCCUGACAAAGAGCCAGGAGAUGCAACUGCGAAUUGAUCUCGAAGACUUCAAUGGAAUCCGAGAGUACGCGAAAUACGAACACUUCUACGUGGCCAACGAGUACCUGAAGUACCGCCUAAGCGUUCACGGCUACAGCGGCACAGCAGGAGAUGCCCUUCACUACAGCAAACAUUACAACCACGACCAAAAGUUCUUCACAACUCCAGACAGGGACAAUGACAGGUAUCCUUCAGGAAACUGUGGCGCCUACUACAGCUCUGGCUGGUGGUUUGACGCGUGCUUGUCGGCCAACCUCAAUGGCAAGUACUACCACAAGAAAUACAAAGGGGUUCGCAACGGCAUCUUCUGGGGUACGUGGCAUGGUGUUUCUGAUGAUAUUCCCACUGGAUAUAGGCAAGCCUUUAAAUCAGCAAAAAUCAUGAUCAGACCCAAAAGUUUUGUGCAGUGAUUUUUGUGAGGUUACAUUUCUCUUCACUAGUUUGCGUUGGAUUGCACUCAACAACAUACUUACUCAGUAUUAUACUCAGAAUUCAAGUAUUCAGUUAUGUUUGGCAUAAAAUUGUUCUAGACAAAGCAACAUACUUCCACAUAAUUUUUUAGAGACAGUUUGACCCAUAUAAUGUAUUAAAACCAGCAUGAAAGUAUCUGAAUAGUUACUGCUAAAAUUUAACACCGAUUAAGUCUUGAUAUCAUUAUGUAAAUAUUCUAAACAUUGCUUUUGGAGCUUUUACUGACUGUGAUAUAUCACAUUCUAUGGCUGAAAACUUAAAAUGGUCUUCCAUAAAUUGUGUCUGAAUGGAUACCUAUAUUUUAACCUGAACACAAUUCAUAGGUGUAAUUAAUAACAUAUAAAUGUGUCAACACUUAGAAUAAAAACUAGUCUCUCUGGAACAGCCCGACUUUUUCUAUGAUCUAUCCUUUACAACUUCAAAGGUAUACCAUGGCAAUAUCAAUAUAAAUUAGGAAAAGAACUACAAAUUAUUAUUUUUAAAUGACUAGAAAAACAGAGGGCCACAUAGUUUGCCCAAAGAUAUGAAAAAAGGCCUUGGAGAAAACUUAGGAAAUGAAGAUGAUUCCUCAAAUCUCAUUCUCUUUUAUCAAAGCUUUUUCAAAGAAGUUGGUGGAAGAAUUGAAUAAAAGCAGUGAAAAUAAUUAUAGAAUCAGAGAAUCAUUUAAUUUGGAAAAGAUCUUUAAGAUCAUCAAGUCCAACUGUUAAUAUAGA
Messenger RNA from Empidonax traillii (willow flycatcher), 2179 nucleotides. It is a transcript of the gene FGL2, whose product is annotated as fibrinogen like 2. Lineage: Eukaryota; Metazoa; Chordata; Aves; Passeriformes; Tyrannidae. Bases 77 to 1405 code for a protein of 442 amino acids. The record is from RefSeq and is a predicted model, not a curated record. The transcript has 2 exons.